This is a messenger RNA of Choloepus didactylus (southern two-toed sloth), 1472 nucleotides long. It is a transcript of the gene MRPL37, whose product is annotated as mitochondrial ribosomal protein L37. The record is from RefSeq and is a predicted model, not a curated record. Lineage: Eukaryota; Metazoa; Chordata; Mammalia; Pilosa; Megalonychidae. Gene Ontology annotation, molecular function: structural constituent of ribosome. Bases 75 to 1346 code for a protein of 423 amino acids. Gene Ontology annotation, biological process: translation. The transcript has 7 exons. Gene Ontology annotation, cellular component: ribosome; mitochondrion.
UUUAGUUCCCGGCAAGCCUUGUGUGGCGCAAGAUGGCGGCGUCCAGGUAGAAGUUUGGGAGAGGCCGGAUCGGUAUGGCUUUAGCAUCCGGGCCCGCGUUGCGGGUGCUGGUUAGCCCCGGGCGUCUCGGCCUUGGAGGCUGCGGCGUCCCGAGACGCAGGGCAUACGAAUGGGGUGUGCGUUCCACGCGGAAGCCCGAGCCUCCUCCCCUGCCCAGGGUGUACGAGAUCCCGGGAUUGGAGCCCAUCACCUACGAAGGGAAGAUGCAUUUCAUGCCGGGGCUGGCGCGGCCGGUCUUCCCGCCCUGGGAUCCCGACUGGACGCACCCAAAGUUCCGCCGUACUCCCCCGAUCCACGAGCAGCCUCUGUACAAGGAUCAGGCCUGCUACAUCUUCCAUCAGCGCUGCCGCCUCCUCGAGGGUGUAAAGCAGGCCCUCUGGCUUACGAAGGCCAAGUUAAUAGAAGGCCUCCCUGAGAAAGUGCUCAGCCUGGUUGAUGAUCCAAGGAACCACAUAGAGAACCAAGAUGAGCGUGUUCUGAAUGUGAUCUUUCAUGCCCGUCUCUGGCACUCCACUGAAGACAUCCCCAAGAGAGAGACCUACUGCCCAGUCAUUGUGGACAGUCUGAUACAACUGUGCAGAUCCCAGACUCUCAAGUAUCCUUCUCUGACCAGGCGGAUCUCUGCCAAAAACUAUGCAUUUUCUACCACUUGGAGUCGAGAGUCACUUCUCCUUCAGGUCCGUGGUUCUGGUGGAACCCGAUUAAGUGCCAAGGAUCCCCUGCCCCCCAUUGCCUCCAGAGAUGAAGUUGAGGCUACUAAGGAUCAUGUUCUUGAGACCUUCUAUCCCAUAUCUCCCACUAUUGAUCUUCAGGAAUGCAAUGUUUAUGAUGUGAAAGAUGACACAGGAUUCCAGGAAGGGUAUCCUUACCCCUAUCCCCACACCAUGUAUUUCCUGGAGACAGCCGAUACAAAGCCAUGUCGCUUUCAACCAGAUGAGCUGCGUGCCAAGAUGAUCCUCUUUGCUUUUGGCAAUGCCCUGGCUCAGGCCCGACAUAUCUAUGGGAAUGACCCUAAGGUUUUGGAGCAGCCAAUAGUGGUACAGAGUGUGGGCACAGAUGGACGUGUCUUCCAGUUCCUGGUGUUACAGCUGAAUACCACAGAUCUGGCCUCGAACGAGGGCAUCAAGAAUCUGGUCUGGGUGGACUCGGACCAGCUCCUCUAUCAGCAUUUUUGGUGUCGCCCAGUGAUCAAAAGGAAGGUGGUUGUGGAACCUGUUGGGCCAACUGGUUUCCAGCCAGAGACGUUCAAGAAGUUUUUAGCUAUGUAUUUGCAUGGUGCUGUGUGAGCAGAGGACCAUUCUGAGGCCUGAAGAUCCUGCAUCCUGGGCAGUGCCUGGGACGUGCCAGGAGCCUCAGUUCACAUUUAGCCAGGUGGCCUCACUGAAAAUAAAGAGCUCUUCAAGUGCAGUGGA